Heteronotia binoei (common prickly gecko) is the source of this 391-nucleotide messenger RNA. Its product is annotated as C-X-C motif chemokine 13-like. Bases 1 to 297 code for a protein of 98 amino acids. The record is from RefSeq and is a predicted model, not a curated record. Lineage: Eukaryota; Metazoa; Chordata; Lepidosauria; Squamata; Gekkonidae. The transcript is spliced from 4 exons. Gene Ontology annotation, cellular component: extracellular region. Gene Ontology annotation, biological process: inflammatory response; neutrophil chemotaxis; cellular response to lipopolysaccharide. Gene Ontology annotation, molecular function: chemokine activity; CXCR chemokine receptor binding.
AUGAAAGCUCUAAUUGUAGCACUGACCUUAGGGCUGUUUGCGAACCACAUCCUUCUAGUCCAGGGCCUCCCUAUAGAAAGCCUUGUCGUUCACAUGAGAAGAUGCAAAUGUGCCAGACAGACUUCCGCAGUCUUUAACCUCGCGAACUUUAAGUCUGUCCAAGUGUUUCCUCAGAGUGUAUACUGCCGAAGGAAGGAAGUCAUAUUAAUCACAAAAAAGAACCGGAAGAUCUGUGUCAAUCCUAACACCGCUUGGGUUCAGGACUUACUGAAGAGCUUGAGAAAUAGACAAUCGUAGUAAAGCGGCCAGGACAGGAAGCCACAAAUGAACUCAGAAGGAACCAAUCUGAAUCACUCCAGCAUCCCCUUUCCCUGUAUUUGUGUUUUUAUUA